Molecule: messenger RNA, 4313 nt
Organism: Drosophila obscura
Lineage: Eukaryota; Metazoa; Arthropoda; Insecta; Diptera; Drosophilidae
Exons: 8
Coding region: 672-3980 (1102 amino acids)
Biological process (GO): proteolysis
Molecular function (GO): serine-type endopeptidase activity; protein binding
Source: RefSeq, a predicted model, not a curated record
ACCAAGUUAGUCUGAGUUUUACCACGGCCCGAGACGGUUGAAGCCAAGCGACGCGAUCAUAAUACAGUAUCCGAAAACGAGUACGAAUCCGAGUCCGAAUCGAGUCGUUUACUUGCUCCGAAAGAAAGAAAGGUGCGCGCGCGCAUGCGCUGUCGUUCAAACCAAGCUGAAAGUAAUAUUAAUAGUAUAAUAAGUAAACCGAAAAAGCGAGUGGAGUGUUCUGCAAGACAGAGCGUGAAGUGCAGCCGACUGCUGCAUUGUUUUUGUUUUUGUUUUGUUCAAGUUUUGCAUUGUUGUUGCUGUUGCUGUUACUGUUAAAUUGUUUAAACAGAUAAAUAUGCGGAAAAUCUAAUCCGCUCAAAACGUAACAAUAAACGACGUCAACCUGGCUAUUGAUUACAAGUCGUGUGUGUGACACUUUUGCAGUGCAGAAAAACAGGUUGUUGUCAUUGCUAUUUAUUGUUGCUGUUCCUUGUGCUUAGGGCACUUUGGCUCACUCACCUGCUCGCUCGCUCGCUCGCUGGCAGCCUGGCAGAAACGCGGUCAUGCCGCUUAACCUGCCCUGGUUAUAGAUCCCGACCCACAGAGUAUUUAUCAGCAGAACCGGUGAGGGAGGCGGAACUGGGCGAAGUGGCGGCCAUAGCAGCUGCCUUCAUCAACUACAAUACAGGAUGUCGGACAUUUACUAUUGCAGUAAUAGCCAGAUGAAAAAGUCUCGCGAUGUGGACAAAACAUCAUCACCGGGGUCACAGGUACACACCAAUGCGAAUGCGGUAUGCAACAUAGCGGCGGCGGCGACGGCAACGGCUGCUGCAGUGGCAGCAGCUGAUAAAAAGAACAACAACAACAAUUGCAGCAAUCGCAAUAAAGACAAAUCCAAUUUGCAGACAAAUGGAGGAGGAGGCAAAAAUUGGAAGGGCAUCGUCCACAGCAAUCCAAAUCCGAAUGGCAAUGGAGGAAACGGCGGCGGCGGCGGCACCGGCACCGGCAGCACAGCCCUGCCCCCGAAGGUCUUUCACAAUACACGCUGUACGCGGCACCACAAGCCCCAUCACAGCCACGCCAAUGGAGCCGGAGUAGGAGGAGGAGCGGGAGCAGGAGCAGGCGCAGGUUCCGGAGCGAACGGCUUGGACAUGGCCCAACAAAGAGAGCGGGAACGGGAAAGGGAUCGCGACAGGGAGCGAGAGCGAGAGCGGGAGAGAGAGCGCGAACGCGAGCGGGGGGAGAGGGAGAGGGAACACCACCUGCAUAUGCAAAGCCAUGCCCAUGGCCUGAGGAGAAAAUCGGAGUCUGUUCUGUCCACGGACUCGGAUAUACGCUUCACCCGCCGCAAGCUGGGAGAUGGCCAGAAAUGUGGCUGCGCUGUGAUCGCCGGCUUCCUCAUAGCCCUGCUCGUGGCCGGGGCAUUCGUUUAUGUGGGAUACACCUAUUUCCGUCCAGAGCCGUUGCCGGAUCGCGUCUUUCGCGGCCGUUUCAUGGUGCUCAACGACAAGUGGAGCAUGGAUCUGGCCAACCAGAACUCGCUGCGCUUCCAGCACAAGGCCAGGGACUACAGGGAGCGUAUAAAUCUCACCCUGAGGCGUUCGGAUCUGCGGGAGGCGUACGAGGGCAGCGAGAUCUUGGCUCUAGACGGGAGCGAGGAUAAUAAUAACAUAAUCGUGCACUUCAACAUGAUCUUUGAUCCGUACGCGGGUCUGGUGAGCAGCGGUGAGCUUCUGGCGCUCUUCCAUGAGGAGAUGAGCGACCAACAGCGUCGGCAUUUUGCCAAUAUGACCGUGGAUGUGGCCAGUCUGAGCAUCAAGGAGACCACCGGCCUGAUUGAGGAGCCCAUCAUGUCCAGCUCGCCGCUGGGCGGACACGAUGAGACCACCGAGCCGGUUGUGACCACCACACCGGCGCCACCGCGUCGCUGUGAGCCCCUCCAGCUGAGCUACUGCCGCCAGUUGGGCUACAAUGUGACCACCUAUCCGAAUCUGCUGGGCCAUGCCAGCUACGAGCAGGUGGCCGACGAUUUGAUCGUCUUCCGGGAGCUGGUGGAUGGGGAAUGCUAUCGCGAAGCGUACGACUUUGUGUGCCGCCUGCUGCAGCCGCCCUGCGAUACGCACGGCUCGAGCAUGCAGCCCACGCCCGGCCACAUAUGCCGCGAGUACUGUGAAUCGUUCAUGGCCGGCUGUGGGAGUCGAUUGCCGCAGCGAUUCCGUCAGUACUUUGACUGCGAACGCUUCCCAGAGUCGACGGGCACACAGUCCUGCCAGCAGAAGCCGCACUGUGUCAGCGACAUGCAGAGCAACGUGCAGAGUCCGCGGCUCUGUGAUGGCUAUGCGGACUGUCCGGAUCUAUCCGAUGAGCGCAGCUGCGCCUUCUGCUCCCCCAAUGCCCUAUACUGUGGCAGGGGCCGGGCAUGUGUGCCGCGCAAGGCGCGUUGCGACGGCAAGGCCGAUUGUCCCGAUGGAGCGGACGAGAAGGAUUGCCUUUCCAUUGCUCCCCUGGCCGCGGAUCUGCUGCUGCCGGAGCCCCUCGUUCCCUAUCUGUCGCGCUUCCAUGCCGCUGGCUAUGCUGUCUUUUCGGAGAAGGGCGUUGUGGGCAAGCUGUGUGCCGAGGGACUCGAGGGCGAUGCCAAGCUGGUGGUGCGCCAGACCGUCUCCGAAUCCCUAUGCAAGUCAUUGGGCUACGAAUCUGUGGAAAUCUUCGACGUGCAAAACGACACAGAACAGCUGACAGACUAUGUGCGCGUCCUGGAUCCCCAUGCGCCGGAGAUCAGCUUCAUACGGACGCACUGUCCCCGGCGGCAAGUGCUGUAUGUGGGCUGCGGCGAGCUCAGAUGCGGCGUUCAGUCGGCGCUCUUCAAUGCCAAGCAGCAUCUGUCGCUGCCCAAGAUGUCGGCCCCCGGGGACUGGCCCUGGCUGGUGGCCCUCUUCCGCGAGGACAUCCAUGUGUGCGAUGGGACGCUCAUAUCGCAGGAUUGGGUCCUCACCACGGAGGGCUGUUUUCAGGGCCAGCCCAGGGCCACCUGGAUGGCCAUUGUGGGUGCGGUGCGGCUCUCCGCCAAGGCCCCGUGGACGCAGAGGCGACGCAUUAUUGGCAUGAUUAAGAGUCCCGUCGAGGGCUCCACAGCGGCGCUGGUGCGGCUGGAGACGCCGGUCAGCUUCUCGGAUCAUGUGCGUCCCAUCUGUCUGCCCGAUGCACUGCAGCGGCGACAGCUUACGGCGCCCGCGGUCCAGAGGCGUGCCUAUGUGCCCGUGGCCGAGCGGCUGGAGGGCCAGCAGCCCCUCAAGGGCGUUCAAGUCCAGCGCAGUCCGCUGGCGCAGGAAACGCAGCAGUUCUUCCUGAUACCCUCCCAGGAGCAAAUGGAGGGAUCGGGCAGUACCGAGGAAGCGCCGGACGAUGAGGCGGAGGAGGAUCGACAUUAUUCACAGCAGUCAGAAGCGGCCGCCUCUUACAUGCCCAGGGCAGAGGCACUGCAUCAGGAACUGGAUUCCUAUCCCCUGCCCGAGCAUGCCCCGCAGGUCAACUACUACGGCGGCAGUUCCUCCUCCUCCUCCUCCGUCGGCUACUCCUCCUCCUCCACAGCCCGCUCGGCCACAAAGCCAGCCGCAGCUGCAGCUGCCGCCCAGCCUGUCCAGUCAGCAGCGCAGGAGCAGAUCUGGACAAACUGCAACACGCUGGGCUGGUCCCGGCAGCGGGAUCAUCUGCAGCGCGUCCAGCUGAAGAUCGGCGACAUGGCUCCCUGCGAAAAUGUGUCCAUAGCCACCGUCAACUCCAUGUGCAUGGAGGCCACCUACCAGAAAUACGAUUGCACGCAAGAGGAGUACUCUGGGGCGCCCGUGCAGUGCCUGAUACCAGGCACCAAUCAGUGGGCCCUCAUUGGCGUCUCCUCCUGGCGCAUCGCAUGCGGUCCGACAGGCGUGGAGAGACCUCGUAUGUACGACAAGAUCGCCUCGAAUGCCGCCUGGAUACGAGAGACGGUGAAUGCGAUAUAGCGAUAAAGCAGCACGCAGCCCCCUUAGAAUUUGUGUAAAAAAAGAGGAAAGAAUCAUUGUAUUAUGUAAAAACGAGAAACGAGGAGAAAAAACUUAACCGCUACUAACUGGGCUCCCCUUAUUACCACAUACUGUAUAUCUACUAUUCUCUUUAUACGUAAUCUAUUCUAUAUACAUAUAUAUAUAUUUUUUUUUGCUGUUUUGUGUAAUAUUUAUUAACUAUGCUGUAAUUGUAUGUUAAACAUGUCGAAAAAGAAGCACAUUUAGUUGUUAGAUAUUACUUUUAGCUGUUUGUAGAAAGAUAUUGUUGAAUAAAACUGAAAUCAAGUGAAG